AUGGGCGGCAUGGAGGAAGACCCACCGAUGCCUGCCUUCAACGCCACGGGUGACGAACCUAUGUCUUAUGCCUUAUUCCCUGAAAACAAGGGGUAUCUCUACACGCACGUCGUAUUCAUGGUGAUUGCUUUCUGGGUCUUGAUGCCAUUAGGCAUAAUGUUUGGCAUUGGCCGGUCCUCUUUACAUGUACCAGUCCAAAUCCUAACCUUCAUUGUUGCGUUGUUUGGUUACUUUUUCGGCAAGCUGUAUGGCCACUCUGUACCUCACCUUUACGCUGGCAAUGUCCAUCACUCGAUGGGCUGGAUUAUCUUCUUACUGAUGAUUGCCCAGUUAUCAGUCGGUGUUGUGCGCAAGAUUGCCAAUGCUGUGGGUCGGUCUCAACAAGAUGCAGCUGCCCACUAUGACCGCUUAGAGAGCGUUCACCUGGUCAAUCGCUCAGCAUCAUCAUCAUCAUCUGAUCACCACAGCGAGCAUUCUGAAGAAACGUUGCAUAACAACAGCCACAGCAGCGACGGCGACGGUUUCCGCUACGAUAAGGAGGAAGAGGACGAGGACAAUAUCGCCAUGUCGCCUAUCGACCUUGAGGAAGAAGACCCUGUCAUGAUGCGUCACAAUGAGAAGCCAUCCUUGAUCAACCGCUUGUUUGACAAGCUGCUGCCCUAUAUCCCCAACAUCGUGAAAAAGGUCUUUGUUGCCACCGCCUACAAUCCCUUCACCAACGUCGUCUGCCGCUACUGGCACACCAUUGUGGGUCGCGUCUUUGUCAUUCUCAUCUUUACUCAAACACUGAGCGGUCUUGUCGUAUAUCAUGGUGUCUGCAGAUCCUGGACUGUGCUCGGCUGUAUUGCUCAUCUUAUCAAGGGAGGCAUCUUUUUCUUCUAUGGCAUCCUGACAUUCGCACGUUAUCUUGGCGCAUUCGCUGAACAAGGCUGGGCAUGGAACCGAGUGGACGGCGGUGCCAAGUUCAGUUUUGAAAUGAUUGAAUCCUUCCUUAUCUUCAUUUAUGGUAUCACGAAUACCUGGAUGGAGCACUUUGGUCAGAACCCCGAAUGGACCCACAAGGACUUGGAGCAUGCAAGCUUAGCGUUCAUGUGGUGGUGGUGCGGUCUUUUGGGCAUCAUUGUCGAAAGUCGUGCAUUGCGUCGUCUGUUGGAACGUAACAUCUUAAACACACCACUCGACGUCCCUCGUCACGAACCCCAACAAUCCUACUCGAUGAACCCCUUCCCUGGCCUGAUUGUCUUGUUCACUGGUAUUUCCAUGGGUAACCAUCACCAGGACACCAUCUAUUCGACCAACAUUCACUACUUCUGGGGCAUGUUGCUUGCCUUGGCUGCCAUGUGCCGCUUCUUGACCUACAUCACAUUGUACCGCGCUCCUCCCAUGUCCAACCAGCCCACGCGUCCUCCAAGUGAAGCCAUUGGCGCCUUCUUGCUGAUUGCCGGCUCCAUCUUGUUCAUGGCAUCCAACUCGGGCACUCUCACCUGGCUGCGUCGGAACAACGUCGACAUGAUGUUCAUGAUGAACGUCUGUGUUGCAUUGAGCUCAAUGACGCUAUGCUAUGUCUUCUUCAUGUUUGCCAUGAAGGCAUGGUCCAUGAAGCGCGAGCAAAAGAAGAAGGCCAAGUUGCAUCGAAACUUUGGCUUACCCGACCAUCAUCAUCAUGAUAAUCAUCAUCAUCAAGCUCAUGCUUAA
Messenger RNA from Zychaea mexicana, 1695 nucleotides. RefSeq lists its product as uncharacterized. The transcript has 4 exons. Lineage: Eukaryota; Fungi; Mucoromycota; Mucoromycetes; Mucorales; Lichtheimiaceae. Bases 1 to 1695 code for a protein of 564 amino acids. The record is from RefSeq and is a predicted model, not a curated record.